Molecule: messenger RNA, 897 nt
Organism: Chelonoidis abingdonii (Abingdon island giant tortoise)
Lineage: Eukaryota; Metazoa; Chordata; Testudines; Testudinidae
Source: RefSeq, a predicted model, not a curated record
GCCAGUUUGGGGAGUCAGUUACACAGUGAAUUCUCUACAGAAAAAUACUGCAGACCUUCAACUGGUGUUUUGUAUAUUUUCCUUUUUUAAAAGUGUAUAAAACCAGGCUUGUUAGAAGUGAAGAAGUGAGCAGGUCUGACUACUACACCAUGGAAAUUUUGGAAAUCUUUAAAACAGGGUUUGAUGAAAAUCCGCAAGGAAAAACCCGCCCAUUCAUCAGCCACGUAACAUGCAGGGAGUCUCUGAGGCUGGAACAUAACAAAGACUACUUGAUCUGGGGACUUCGCAACGACUUGUGCCCUAGAAAAGAUGAGCUAUCCUACAUCAUUGGCAAGGACACCUGGAUCGAGAAGUGGCCCAACGAGGACGAAUGCCAGGAGUCGGAUUUCCAGAAACUCUGCCCGGAAUUCCUUGAGUUCUCUGAAGCCAUGACCAUGUUUGGCUGCUCAACCUAAACUUGGACCCAGCUUUCCCAGCAGCUCCAAUGGGACAGUUUGAGCUGAGAUUGAGCAUAACACUCAGGUGGACACAUCUCCACUCAGAGUCCCAAUGCUGCUGACACUUGUCACUAGUCCUGUCCUCUUUGGGGGUUUCACUCUCUUUUCUUCUUAUUGUUUCAAUAUAUAUAAAAGGCUGAUUUGUUACCCAGACAUGCUGUGUGACUUUUUAACAAUCUUUACAUGGUCUGCAUUAUAGUUGUAUAAGUAACCAGCUACUAGGAUCAUGGGUGCACAAGAAACACCUUAAAUUAGAUUAGGAUGGACAAGCAUGAAUGGAUGGCUAGAUAUGCAUGGAUGGAUAUUUGGGAGAGAGUCUUCUGUACCGCUGUGUGCCCAGGAUGACCACACCUCCCGUUUUGGCUGGGACAGUCCCUUUUUUCAGCCCUGUCCUGGCCAU